AUGAGGCCGUUACAAGCUGCAUCCCACUUUCUGGCUAUGGCUGCUGUUGCUCGUGCAUCUUAUGUUGACUCACUGCCCAGCAACGCCCAAGAGCUCUUCAGCGAGUCCAUGAGCUGGAUGGACACGUUUUACGACACCGAGGCAGGCUACCUUUACGACCUGAGCGCCCAGACAGCGCUCGACCAUGAGACUCGCUCGUCAGCAUGGUACGCGUUGGGACUCUUAGCACGUAACGAAGACGAUAAUGUCCAGCAGGCCGAGAAGAUCGUCAACAACAUCAUCUCUGGCCAGUUUCGGAACGAGUCGCAGCAGUGGUAUGGUGACUAUCAGAAAUUCCCGGAGGAGCCCGCGGUUGGCGUCUCAGCAUAUCCGUCCUCCAUCUACAAUAGCUGGGAUCCGAAUUGGCGAGGAUUCGUAGGCACGACCUUCAUCAUGAUCCUCGAAGAGUUCCCUGCGCUCCUCAGCCCAGAAACCAUCUCCGCGAUCGAAUCCUCCCUCUACCUCACCGCCGUAGGCGACACCUACCGCGUUGGCGGCGUCGACUCGGACAACCUGUAUCCCUCAUACAGUAACCCGGCAAUCAUGCGCGCCUUCACCUCAAUCUACGUAGGCCUGAGCCAAAACGCCAGCAACCUAACCGCGGCAGGUGAGACGGAAGCACACGAGAUCAUCGACCUCUUCUCACGCGCCAACACGCUCGCCGAGUUCAACUCGGGCACCUACACGGGCGUGUCACUUUUCGCGCUGACCAUGUGGGUGAAAUACCUGCCAGAGGAUCACUUCAUGCACCAGGAGGGCAAGGUCAUGAUCGCCGAGACCUGGCGAGCCGUGGGCCAGCUAUGGCACGCCGGGCUGAAGAACAUGGCGGGACCCUGGGACCGCGCCUACGGCUUCGACAUGCGUCGCUACCUGAGCUUGUUGGCGCUGUGGUUCUGGGUCGUGCCCGAGGUGGGCAAAGAGGCUGCUGGGCUUCCGCGUUAUCCCCAAGUCCUCUCCCACUCCGCCGACUACGCAUGGGGCCCAUUAUUCGCGGUCCUAGCAGACUUCCACACCGCCCUCAUCCCCACCGAGGUGCUGCCCAAACUCACAACCUUUGCCGGCGAGCACACAUUCAACAGCUCCGCCUUCUCCCCUCCCUGGGACCUGGUGCCGCGCAACAUCUCGGCCUGGCUGGCUGACGGCAUCAGCAUCGGUGCCGAAAGCUUCGAGCAGACCGUCGUCGGCGGCGCCGUCAGUAACCCCAGCCAGUUCAGUCCGGCGGCCGUGCAGUGGGAUACCGGCGAUGGCGGGAUUGGCUUCAUUUCUUGGUACGCCACCGAGCCCUCCCUCACAGCCACCGUCUCCCCCUACAGCCUCACACUCUCUUACCCACGCGGCAACGCCUCCUCGAUCUUCAGCCUCAUCGUCUCGCCGUUCAAGCGGCAGCCGACCGUGUCCUCGUGGGCGGAUCUUGUAGGCCUGCGCGCCAAUAUAAUGACGAAUUUCGGUGUGGACGGCAGCUCCUCCUCGACUUACAACGUGACGUACGGCGGUCGUAACGGUGGCGCGGACGAGCCGAUCAACGACUUUGAAUUCUGGAACUUCACGUACGUGGUGCCUGAGGGGGUGGAGGCGCCGAUGUUGAGGCUGGAGUUGGAGCUUGUGUGA
Cyphellophora europaea CBS 101466 is the source of this 1647-nucleotide messenger RNA. RefSeq lists its product as uncharacterized. The coding region runs from base 1 to 1647 and encodes 548 amino acids. The record is from RefSeq and is a predicted model, not a curated record. Lineage: Eukaryota; Fungi; Ascomycota; Eurotiomycetes; Chaetothyriales; Cyphellophoraceae. The transcript is spliced from 5 exons.